GACUUCCUUGCCACUCUACGUCAGAAGGAACAUCAACUGACCGAGUUGUUACAACGGCACGCGCAACUGGUCUCACACAAUCCGAAUGUACCCGAUCCGCAAUUGGACAGCAUCAAGUCGGACUAUUAUUGUUUACUGACUCGAACCGAGGCUCGUAUACGAAAAGCGCAGUUGAGACGUAGUUCAGUCGAUUUCGAAUCUUUUCCGGCACGGGGACCGGUACACCGUGAAAUUAGCCCCGAAAUACGUGUGAAUGUGUCUGCCCUAGGUCACGUGAAUGGCUCUUUGAACGAGUCUGAGAUGUUGUAUGACGUGCGAUUCGGUCCACGAAAUAGUGGAGGCAAUCGAGGCAUUGCCAAGUGUUUCUGGCCGUACGAUCAUAGCUGGGACACGGCAGACACUGUCCCGAAUAAAUCACGUGCUCCACGUCAAACCGGACCACUCAAUCGGAUCGAUGCGCUGGUUCAGCAGUCCGCCAAAACGGUGCAACACACAAAAGUUCUCAAUCAGCUGGCUCGGUCCGUGCGUAAAAUAAAUGAAGAAUUGACCGGAGCUGAACUAGAUGACUACAAGAGCUUUCGAAUGCGUUCUGGCCCGAUGGAUGAAUUGCCGCACCAAAAUCAGCGCGGAUCGAGUAUGACCCGACUGGCACAAUCGUAUAACACGAGUUUGGAUAUGAUCCAGUGCGAGCAGAAAACUGGAGAGAUGGCCAAAGAAGGCACAACAGUCCUACAAUUAAAGGGAUUUCUUUUCUCGGAAGGUCCAGAUACAACUCGUGCAUGCACGAUCCAACCGGACUAUUGCAUCACAGAGUUACUUUUGUACUAUUUCUACUAA
Echinostoma caproni is the source of this 837-nucleotide messenger RNA. NCBI's taxonomy places the organism in Eukaryota, Metazoa, Platyhelminthes, Trematoda, Plagiorchiida, Echinostomatidae. The record is from the annotation of a GenBank genome assembly.